This is a messenger RNA of Andrographis paniculata, 1439 nucleotides long. Its product is annotated as transcription factor MAMYB. The transcript is spliced from 2 exons. Gene Ontology annotation, biological process: regulation of translational fidelity; 'de novo' cotranslational protein folding. The record is from RefSeq and is a predicted model, not a curated record. Gene Ontology annotation, cellular component: cytosol. Gene Ontology annotation, molecular function: ribosome binding; Hsp70 protein binding. Lineage: Eukaryota; Viridiplantae; Streptophyta; Magnoliopsida; Lamiales; Acanthaceae. Bases 155 to 1165 code for a protein of 336 amino acids.
AUUUAUAUAUCCACGUGGACUGGUAUUUGACCGGUGGCUCAUUCCGGGACCUCAGGUCCCGGAUCUGGCCAAUUAUCAGCACAGGGUUUGGCAGAAAGGGGGAAAAUUGAAGAAGAUACCAGUAGAGUCAGUCGAGGUCCAUCGAGAUCCGAUCAUGGAGUUUCUGGACGAAUACGAGAGCCGGCCGAGGUUUCUAUUCCAAUCCAAGCAGUCGCCGCAAUCCACAGGUACAGAUCGCGAUCCUCACUCUGCUGUUGCUUCUUCGUUGCUAUCAUCUGUCCGCAAGCCCUCCUUCAUCGUUUCGGUUUCGAUUUCGCUCGUUCUUAUCGCAAUCGCCUUCGUUUAUUUGAAUUCCGAGCCGAUGAAAUCCAUCCUCUUGUGGCUCGCAUUGUCUCUCCUUGUCGGUCCCUUUGCGCCGCCGUCGCUCACCGCCGGGGACGUCCGCGUCGGCCUCGGUCCGCCGCUCGAGGAGGAAAGCCCUAGCAAUUCAAUCGAAUCUACCGAGAAAUCGGCUAGAAGAUCGACGAAGACUAGGAAGAAGGUUUCGGACGAUUCCGAGGGUUUUUCAGAGAAAUUAACGAUUAUCGACGGAGCUAAUGUUGAUUCCGCCAUUAACGAGUCGAAAAGAUCAAGUAAAGCACCGAUCGCGACGAAAUUCGAGGAGGAAAGUGAAUGGAGUGAAGCGGAUGAUGAGUUGUUGAGGAAGUUCAUGGCAAAGCAUCCUGUAGGGAAGCCAGGGCGAUGGGAAGCCAUAGCCGAGGGUUUCAAGGGGAAAUUCAACGUGGACACCAUUAUAUCAAAAGCUAAAGAAAUUGGUGAGAGAAAGAUGAGUGAUCAUCAGGAUUCUUUCAAGAAGUUCUUGAAGGAUCGAAAGCCUGUCGAUAAACGCGUUCUCGACGAAUCAGGGAAUGAGAUGAACCCCGAAACCAGCAGUCCAAACCAGAAUUCGAAUUCGGAAGCAGGGAAGAAGGAGAUCGGAUGGAGCAGUGCUGAGGAUUUGGCAUUGCUGAAUGCACUCAAGACAUUCCCGAAAGAUGUGACAAUGCGGUGGGAGAAAAUCGCGGCUUCAGUUCCGGGGAAGACAAAAUCAUCCUGCAUGAGGAGAGUGACAGAGCUGAAGAAAGGUUACCGAAGUUCGAAGACUUCGUCAGGGCAAUCUUCGUAGGCAAAUGAACACUUUCAGAAAUGAAAUGUAUACGAGGGUUUUGAUUUGCAUUCAGUGAAUCAAAUCGAAUCUAACCAGCCAUUGUUAUCUCUUUUCUAGUGGCUUUCCUGCUCGAAGGUAAUGAAUACAGCCGUGUUUUCGGUGGCAUUUGUCCUUGAUAGGUAACAUAUGGUGUGCUUGAUUAAAUGUUGUUUAGAUAACGAACAAUGUGCUCGAUUCAACUUUGUUGCCGAUAGUUUAUAGCAAUAAAAACUUAGGGGUUUGUUUCUUUUAA